GCAGUUUGACACUUUGACAAUCAAAGUGACAACAGUUUUCGGGAAAAAAGUCAGCCUGUUUUUCUUUUGAUAAACAGUUCCUUUUUCGAAUUCUCAAAAAUAAUGGUGGGCGCAAUGCCUGUUAACUUAAUACCAAAAUUUUGCAACGGUACCAUGGACAGUCACAAUGGUACCGAGGAUAGCGAAAUUCAAGUGCAUAUCGGUAGUCGCGUGAAGAGUAGCGAUGAUUUCGGUACGGUGAAGUAUAUUGGUGAAGUGCACGGAUACAAGGGUGUAUGGUACGGCGUUGAGUGGGAUGACCCGGUGAGGGGCAAGCAUGAUGGCUCCGUGGACGAUGUGCAGUACUUCAAGACGUCCAAACCAGGGGCAGGUUCUUUCAUUCGUCCGAACAAGAUCUCUCCGUUUAAAACUUGUGCCGAAGCUAUUCGGAGGUACUACGGAGAUCGGGAGGAUGAGACGGUGGCCGCUCACCGCAGAACGGUCAUCAACGAGUGGAAGCGAGAGAUGGGGGCGCCGUUCAUUGAAAUGGUUGGAUUCGAGAAAAUUCAUCAGAAACAAAAGUUCGACCGUCUUCUAGAAGUGUGCGUCCACGAUCAGAACAUUGCCAAGCCCGGAGACGUGGCCUCCCUAUGUCCCAACGUGCGCAGUUUGGAUGUGUCACGGAAUCUCUUCUGUAACUGGAGGGAGGUCAUACAGUUGUCUGCGCAGUUGCCUGAUUUGAAGGAGUUGGAUGUCAACAAAAACCGAAUGGCCAUAGACAUGCCAGAGGAAACAUUAGCCCAACUGUCGAUUAACUUCGCAAGCCUUGAAAAGCUGAACAUUUCAGUAUGCGACUACGAGUGGGCAGACAUUCUCGCACUCUCCCACUUAUGGCCAAAACUCAACGAAAUGAUCGCGGCAUACAACAGAAUUAAAAAAAUUAUCCCACCAACGUUGACAUUGAAAACUUUGACAGUUUUAAAAUUGGAUGGCAACCCUCUUGAAUCGUGGCAUGAAAUUAUGAAUCUUGGUAACCUGAAUUUAAAGGUUUUGAGCUUGAAUGAAUGUCAGAUCACGGAAAUAAGGUUUAAUGAUAAUCCUGAUGAUAAAGUGGAUAUUUUUGAGAAGUUGGAAGUCUUGUUUUUGAAUCGGAACAGGAUUAAUGAUUGGAGAUCACUGAGCGAGCUGAACAAAAUCAACUGUCUAAAGAAGCUAUACUUCCUGAAGAACCCCAUACAAGAGACUGAGGACUACGAUACUGGCUCACAACUUAUUAUUGCUAAGAUUGAUACGCUACAGGAACUGAACGGCUCAACAAUAACACGGGAACUACGCCGCGGCGCGGAGUACGACUACAUGAAGCGAUACGGCGCCGAGUGGAAGCUCGCACAGGCAGACCCGGGGGCACAGCGUCAAUUCAGCGUGGAGCACUGUCGGUUCACUGAACUUAUUAAUAAAUACGGCAUUCCAGACGACAGCUUGCUAGUGAAACAACCGAAAAACAUGACGCUCACAUCACAACUGUUAGAAAUAGUGUUACGAGACGAAAACGGAAAAUCCUUCAAAAAGAAAUUCCCGUCCUCCAUGUUUGUGCAAAAGCUGGUAACACUCGCACAAAGAUUGUUCCCCAGAGCUGGCUACACUGGGCCACCAACAUUAUAUUUACUCGACGAUCAAAUGAAAGGCGCAGAAAUAUGUCUUGACAACGUUAUGAAAGAUCUCGCCUAUUUUUCAGUCAAAAACGGAGACACAAUUCUCGUUAGAUUCAGGUAAAUUUUUUUCCCCCGACUGGCAACACAAAUCAAGAUGGCCGUUGAUUUUAAUUGGCGCGCAUUUUAAUGUAUUUAUUUAUAAAACUUAUUGAGCUUUGUAAAUAAUGUUAUCUCGAAAUUGUACCUGUAUUUAUGGUGAAUAUUAUUUUUCCUCAAAAUAAAUGUUCAAUUAUGUAUUUUUA
This is a messenger RNA of Helicoverpa armigera (cotton bollworm), 1933 nucleotides long. It is a transcript of the gene Tbce, whose product is annotated as tubulin-specific chaperone E. The record is from RefSeq and is a predicted model, not a curated record. The coding region runs from base 103 to 1752 and encodes 549 amino acids. Gene Ontology annotation, molecular function: protein binding. Gene Ontology annotation, cellular component: cytoplasm. Lineage: Eukaryota; Metazoa; Arthropoda; Insecta; Lepidoptera; Noctuidae. The transcript is spliced from 7 exons.